Messenger RNA from Calliphora vicina (urban bluebottle blowfly), 555 nucleotides. RefSeq lists its product as uncharacterized. Bases 20 to 499 code for a protein of 159 amino acids. Lineage: Eukaryota; Metazoa; Arthropoda; Insecta; Diptera; Calliphoridae. The record is from RefSeq and is a predicted model, not a curated record. The transcript is spliced from 2 exons.
UAUAACAACAUCAUUGAUAAUGGUCGCUAUUGAGGAGGAAACUUGCAUCGAAGUUAUUUUGCCGGGACCACCACAGCCCCUUAUCAAACCUAUCGAAUUGAAAAAUAUUGGAUAUUUGCAAAAGCAUCCAACAUACAUAAAUUGUCCGGCAUGUUUGGCGGAAUCGUUAAGUGUAGUGCGUUUGGAAGUGGUUACAUGUUGGCAAAAGUUUCUAAAGGCCACCAAUAUGUGCAAAACAUCUGAAGGUCGUUACGACAUCAAUCAUUAUUGCAGCAUUUGUGGUUGCUAUAUCGGUCGCUACGUGUCCAUUGGUUGCGGUGAGCGUUGUAUAUCGGAGCGGGCCCGCAAGAAGGCAGCCCAUGAUGCCAUGACUUUGAAGACUAAACCGAAAGAUUGUGCGGAGCAUAUGCAAAAGGCAAGGGAAAGAGUAAAGGAAAAUCGUGCCAAGGAAAAGGCCAAAAAGGCGGAACAGGAAAAAGAAAAGGAAGACAAGAAAUAAGGAUAAAGGAACGAAUGUUAUUUUUAAGAUAUUUAUUAAUACUUUUCAUGGUGAAA